Messenger RNA from Jaminaea rosea, 2005 nucleotides. RefSeq lists its product as hypothetical. Bases 404 to 1942 code for a protein of 512 amino acids. The record is from RefSeq and is a predicted model, not a curated record. The transcript has 2 exons. NCBI's taxonomy places the organism in Eukaryota, Fungi, Basidiomycota, Exobasidiomycetes, Microstromatales.
AAGCGCCCCGGGAUUUCCUGGGCGGGGGCCCUGAGCGCGUGGGCUUUUGGGACGGACGACGUUGACUUUUGACACAGUCGCAGCUUCGUAAGAAAGUGAACCGAGCGCAAGCAGCAAGGGAUGGUCCUUCGUUGAGAGAUACAGGACAGGCUGGAACAGGAGGUCAAGAGGAAGAGAAGACGACCCGAAAUAAAGACGAGGCUCUGGACUACAGUAACUCAAACUUCCCUUCAGAUCUCACUUCAAGCUCGCAGCAGCGAGCUGAGCUUGUUUCUCCGCUCCUCCUCCUCCUCCUCCCCGAACUUAUUCCUAUCUGUCACUUCUCUCAUCGAUCGCAAAGCUCAUCACGAUAUCCAUCACCUAGCAGGCCAGGUCUCGUCUCUCCCUCUCUACUCUCGCGACCAUGGGCAAUCAAUCCUCUCGCCCGGGCGGCGGAGCACAUCAUCAGCAAUAUCCUCCUCAUAGAGGAUCCUCAUCAAGCAGCUCCACUGCACCGGUCCUCGUCGCUGAAGCUCUCCCUCCGCUCCCACCACACUUGACCGUCAAUGCCGUCUUGGGAGGUGUAGACCGCAAGCAGCAUAUGAUCCUGCGAGCAGCACCAGCUGGCUUGCUGGGCGGCGCUAUUGGCGGCAAGUUCGUUGUGCGGGACCUCAAGGCAGACGCUGCCGCAAGGGGAACAAAGUCGGACAAGGCGCCGCCCCUUCUCAAGAGCGAGAUCAAGUCUUCUCGCAAACGCAACACCACUACAAUCUCGUCGGGCUCGUCUGGUGGCGAGCUUCUGACCGUCUAUGGCACCCACGAGUGCCUAGCCCUGCGCCGAGGUUGCGUAGUGACUCCGCAGGGGAUCCGAGGCGAUGAUGGCGAUGAGGAGGACGAGGAAGUUGCCGUACCGUCGAGCUUACCGCAAAGCAACAGUAGCGUAAGCUUGGGAGCAAGCAGCAACGGCAGCGGGGCAAGUACGGCCGAUGUCGCCUUUGUUGCACGAGCUCUCGACGCAAGCUUUUUCCACUGGAUCGUCGAGGUACAUCGUGUCGCCUCGACGGCCUCUCGCAAAGGUCGACCAGGCACUGGUCUGGCACCUCCCUCGGCGACUUCAUCCGCUCCCCCCUCACGCCAAAGCAUUGCAUCUCUCUACGUCUGCGAGAACCCUGCUUUGGGGAGCAUCGACUUCUAUCUUCGCGACCCAGUCAACUCUGGAGGGAGCAGCGGCAUGAGCACCCCGCCCUCCUCUAGCGCAGCCGUGGCCGCCUUCCAUGCCGACGAUACCCAAACAGCGCACCACCUAGUGGCACGCGCAGCUGCUUCGCCUGGAGGGCACGUCCUCUUGCACGACUCUCGCUACGCCGUAGGCUCGUCGCCGUCGUCAAGCAGCAGCAGCUACGCCAUCGUGGUGGCGCCCGGUAUGGACUGGGUCGUCGUCUCCACCAUUGCCCUGCUACUGCUCAGCAGAAAGCGAGACCACGAUGCCGGCCUGGCCACACGAGAGGGAGCCUGGAAGGAGCUGAGCGACCUGCCUGCAGCAGCUGCUCUGCUUAGCGGUCGCAGGGGCAGCGCAAGCAGUAGUGGAGGAGCCAGCAGCGCCAGCUACGGUGGCCUGAGCAGCAGUACAGGCUCUCCAGACCGAUACGGCGGCACACGCGCCGGUGGACAGCAGCGCUACUUCCAUGAGCUGUCGAUGGGCGACAACAUCGACGAUGGGCAGCGCAGCACGCGUACGGCGGCCACCAGCGUGAGCUCGACGAGCAGCCUGGUCAACAAUGCCAGCCACACGGGCAAAUCGACGACUGCAUCGUCGCCUUCGCGCGAGCAGCCGGCGAUGGUACUGCCAGCUGGCAGACACGCCAUGAUGAGCCAACGUAGUGCACCCACAAUGCGCCCGGAGCGCAUCAUUGAGGAAGAAGGCAGCCCACGGCAGCAGGCGCAUGGCCACGGAUGGCCGUAAGACGCUCACACGCGUAGACAUUUCACGAAUAAUAACGUACAAGGCGAGAGAGAGAUGGGUAUC